AUGGCCAAUGUUUUGAGUAUGUAUCGUACCGUGAAAAGACUUGGUAUUCCAGACUCCCAGAUCAUUUUGAUGUUGAGUGACGAUGUCGCUUGUAACCCUCGAAACCUUUUCCCAGGAUCAGUAUUCAAUAAUGCUGAGAGAGCGUUAGACUUGUAUGGUGAGAGUGUAGAAGUGGAUUACAGAGGAUACGAAGUAACAGUUGAGAAUUUUAUUAGAUUAUUGACAGACAGGUGGGAUGAGAACCAGCCAAAAUCCAAGAGGUUAAUGACAGAUGAAAACUCUAACGUGUUCAUUUACUUAACUGGACAUGGUGGUGAAGAUUUCUUGAAAUUCCAGGAUGCAGAAGAGAUUGCUAGUCAUGAUAUUGCUGAUGCGUUAGCUCAGAUGCACGCCAAAAAAAGAUAUAAUGAAUUGUUGUUUAUGAUCGAUACUUGUCAGGCAAAUACCAUGUUCUCGAAGUUUUACUCGCCAAAUGUUAUUGCAGUUGGGUCAAGUGAACUUGAUGAGAGUUCAUAUUCACAUCAUUCUGAUGUUGAAAUUGGUGUUGCAGUGGUGGAUAGAUUCACUUACUAUACCCUUGAGUUCAUGGAAGCUAUUGAGAAGAAUUCGACUUUGACGCUACAAGACCUCUUUGACUCGUAUACUUUUGAAAAGGUUCAUUCUCACGUUGGUGUCAGAACAGAUCUAUACCCAAGAAAUCAAUCAGAAGUGCUAAUUACUGAAUUUUUUGGUAAUGUGCAAAACCUAGUCCCAGCAGAGAGUGAUGUCGAUGCAAGAGCAAAUGAAGACGUUGAAUAUGAUAAUUUGUUGAACGAUUUAGCAUUUUUGAAACACACUGAGCUGCAAAAACAGAGGAAUAACUCUCAUGGAUCGCUUAAAGUCAGUAAAUCCAAGUUGAUUAAUGGUGACCAAGCCAUUUACAAAGGAGCUGUAGAAACCUAUAAUAUUAAACUGGUGAAAGCUUUGGGAGCUCUGGUACUGAUGUCGAUUAUUGGUCUGUUCAGAUAUUUGGUUUUGUCUGCAGAUAAGAACCUUUCAAAAUUAACGAACUUUUACUUAUACAAGGAACAUCCCACAAAUUCAUAG
This is a messenger RNA of Kluyveromyces marxianus DMKU3-1042, 1086 nucleotides long. It is a transcript of the gene GPI8, whose product is annotated as GPI-anchor transamidase. Bases 1 to 1086 code for a protein of 361 amino acids. Gene Ontology annotation, biological process: protein localization to cell surface; proteolysis; attachment of GPI anchor to protein. Lineage: Eukaryota; Fungi; Ascomycota; Saccharomycetes; Saccharomycetales; Saccharomycetaceae. The record is from RefSeq and is a predicted model, not a curated record. Gene Ontology annotation, cellular component: GPI-anchor transamidase complex. The transcript has a single exon. Gene Ontology annotation, molecular function: GPI-anchor transamidase activity.